AUGGAGGUUCGAGACAGCGGGAGCUUCAUGCGCGGGAGGGAAGGGUGGGAGGUUAAGGAGUGUAGAGGGCGAAUGGUGAGAAGAAGUGAUGGGAGAUUGGGGGGAAGUAGGUUGUGGUUCGGGUAG
Molecule: messenger RNA, 126 nt
Organism: Chondrus crispus (carragheen)
Lineage: Eukaryota; Rhodophyta; Florideophyceae; Gigartinales; Gigartinaceae
Exons: 1
Coding region: 1-126 (41 amino acids)
Source: RefSeq, a predicted model, not a curated record